Messenger RNA from Daucus carota subsp. sativus, 2861 nucleotides. Its product is annotated as pentatricopeptide repeat-containing protein At1g13040, mitochondrial. Gene Ontology annotation, molecular function: protein binding. The transcript has 2 exons. The record is from RefSeq and is a predicted model, not a curated record. Lineage: Eukaryota; Viridiplantae; Streptophyta; Magnoliopsida; Apiales; Apiaceae. The coding region runs from base 267 to 1883 and encodes 538 amino acids.
AUUAACUCGCGAUUGGGCCUAGAAACUAUUAAGAGCAGCAUGGAUCAAACAUUUGAAAGAUCACCGGGCCGCCAAAGUCCAUCAACCUCAUUCUUCAUCGUCUCCUACACCGCCGAAAACCAGGUUUCAAUGUCUCAAUUUCAUCGCUCUUAACUUCAUUUAAUCAUAUUCUAGGGCUAUAUUUGAAUACCCUUUUAGUUUAACAUUAUUGCAUUCUUGUUUAUUUCAUUUUGUGAGCUUCAUUUCACUCUGAAGCUCACAAAUUGAUGAUAUGUAUUCUAUAUAUAGACCACCAAUCUGAUAUGUAUAGAGCUCUUGGAUGGAAGCGUCUCUCGUAUCGUUUUAAGAUUGCCCAUUUUGUUAAAACUGGUCUUAUUGAUAAAGCACUCCAGUUGUUUGAUGAAAUGUCUCAGUCAGAUUGUAGGGUUUUUAGUGUUGAUUAUAAUAGGAUUAUUGGGGUUUUGGUUAAGCAUUCUAGGUUUGAGUUAGCUGAGGAGUAUUAUGCGAAGAUGGGUCCGAAAGGGUUUUCGUUGAAUUCUUUUACUUACUCGAGGUUUAUUAGUGGGUUGUGUAAGGUUGGGGAGUUUGAAGUUAUUCAGAGGCUUUUGGAAGAUAUGGAUAAAGUGGGGGUGGUUCCGGAUAUGUGGGCGUGUAAUUUGUAUUUGAAUCUUUUGUGUUCGGAGAGUUUGGUUGAUGUGGCGUUGGAGGUUUUGAGAGUUAUGGGUGAGAAGGGAAGGGAGCCGGAUGUGGUGAGUUAUACUAUUGUUGUUAGUGGGUUGUGCAGGGUGAAGAGAAUUGAUGAUGCUGUUAAGUUGUGGUAUUUGAUGAUUGGGAAAGGUAUUGUUCCGGAUGAUAAGGCUUGUCGGGCACUUGUUCUUGGUUUGUGUGAUUGUGGGAAGGUUGAUUUGGCUUAUGAGCUUACGUUGGGUGACUUGAAAGGAAGAGUGGAAUUUAGCACGGGGAUUUACAAUGUACUUAUAUGCGGAUUUUGUCAAGCUGGGAGGAUUGAUAAAGCACAGGCAAUUAAAACGUUCAUGAGAAGGAAUGGGUGUAAACCAGAUUUGGUUACUUACAAUGUGCUGUUGAAUUAUUGUUGUGAUGAGCUGAUGUUGGACGAGGCAGAGAAGUUGGUAGAUAAGAUGGAGAGAGGUGGGUUGAAUCCCGAUAGCUAUAGCUACAACCAACUCCUCAAGGGCUUUUGCAAAGCUCACCGGAUUGAUAGGGCGUACAAGUUGAUGGCGAAUAAAAUGAGGCUGAAAGGCUUAGUAGAUGUUGUAUCAUAUAACACAAUAAUUAGAGCACUCUGUGGAGCUUCUCGUACUGAGCAAGCUUAUAAGAUACUGGAGGAGAUGGCCCCUAAUGGGAUUUCUCCUGAUGUGGUAACAUUUUCAAUUCUUAUCAAAGCCUUUCUUAGAGAAGGCAGACCCAAUUUAGCCAAAAAGCUUCUUGACCAGAUGAGAAUUUUGGGCUUGUCACUUGAUCGUGUGAUGUAUACAAUCAUUGUUGAUCACUUGUGUAAGACCGGGAGAACUGGAAUGGCUCAAAGCACAUUCCGUGAUAUGAUAGAGCAGGGGAUCACCCCUGACGUUGUGUCGUACAAUGCACUUAUUAAUGGGUUUUGCAGGGCAUCUCGAGUGUCUGAUGCGAUGGUUUUAUAUGAGGAGAUGCAGACCAAAGGAGUGCAUCCAGAUGAACUUACUUUCAAAUUGGUUAUUCGAGGUCUUAUACAGGAAAAGAAGCUUUCAAUUGCUUGCACAGUCUGGGAUCAGAUGAUGGAGAAGGGCUUCACACUUGAUAGAGAUGUUUCUGAGACACUUAUCACUGCUAUAUCUGACAAUGCAUCCCGCAGUAAGACAAAUGGUUUGUGUAUAAUCUUGCCUUAAAAUUUGGAACUGUCUUGCAUGCACAGGUUAUAGUAAUUUGCAGUACCUUUAGUAUUGAAUAAAUUAAGUAGUCUACCUCUCUUUUUCUUGGUUUUCGAACACUUGGGUUUCUUCUCUGGUUGGGGUUAAUAGUGGGGAAAUUGUUAUCCAUAUGCAUUUUAGACGGGUUUAAAGACAUUGAGGAUGCUGCACAAAAUUAGUUGCAUUUCGCAGGAAAGUACUAGGAUGUUUCUAGAUAUAUAAUUGGCGAAUUAUUGUAUAUAGUAAAUAUGGAUCCUGGUUAGUAAUGUAGAUAUGUUGGUGUCACUUUUUCCAGGGUGAUUAUGCAAUUUCUUACAUCGUGCUGAAAGUCUCAAAAUUGCUGAUGUGCACGCAUGUGAAGCGUCCGUGCUUUUCCUGCUUAUCUACGGAUGCAGAAGGAAAAAUAAGGUGACCAUAAGUUUUACUGGAAGCUUAUUCUACUGGUUACUUUGUUCAUCCCUGGAAUAGUAUGAAGUUCUAUAAGGGUUGCCUAGAUGAAUGGCAUGGUAUAUAGCGCACGUGUGGUAUAAUAUCGCACAUCUCUAGCGCGUGUUCGUAAUACAAGCCAUCCUAUUUUUCAGAAUCAUACAAGGGGGAAAUGUGCAGAAAUUUCUUUUUGCAUGUUCCAAGGUUAUGUGGAUAUGAGAAGAAAACUUCUAACAACGGGUCAAUCUCCCAGAGCUGCAUGUCAUCCAACAUUCCAUAGUUGCUGCUUUGGACAUAAAGGCCCAUCUAACGUAAGCUGGCCUUGGCGAUCGCUGGUGCUGGAAAUUUUUGGUAAAUGCUUCUUUAACAUUACAAUCAUCAUGUCAAAUUCAUGAUAUACAAAAUGUUAUAGGCUCAUUUUGAUAUUAACAUAUUUGUUUAUAAUUUUUGUAAGAAACAAAAAAUCUUAUUAAAUCAAUGUCAUACACUAAAAACAAUACAUAGUAAAGUUUGAAUUAGUGCUUUUAGCAA